Molecule: messenger RNA, 3231 nt
Organism: Caenorhabditis remanei
Lineage: Eukaryota; Metazoa; Nematoda; Chromadorea; Rhabditida; Rhabditidae
Exons: 12
Coding region: 1-3231 (1076 amino acids)
Biological process (GO): retrograde vesicle-mediated transport, Golgi to endoplasmic reticulum; phospholipid translocation; endocytosis
Cellular component (GO): endosome; trans-Golgi network; plasma membrane
Molecular function (GO): ATP binding; magnesium ion binding; ATPase-coupled intramembrane lipid carrier activity
Source: RefSeq, a predicted model, not a curated record
AUGGGUAAAAAGAAGAAGAACGACGAUGGCUGCUCGUCGUCGUCUUCUCAAAAACAAAGUGUUAAUCAAUCAACUUCGACAUCAAAAGACGAUUAUUCUGUUUCAUUUGUAAAAUCAGAAGAAGAUGACGUGGCAACUACCAUCAAAGAUAAAACAGCUUCUUUGAAAUCGAAUGCAACUCAUUUCUCAGCUGCUUCUGCGGCAAAAGGGGGCAUGUUAUGCUGUCGGUCAUUAUUCUCUCGUCGACGAAUUCUUCAUUCCCGUACAGUUCGUGUUGGAUAUGGACCAGUUGGACAUGAUGCAAAUGUUACAUUUUCACCGAAUACUGUAUGCAAUCAAAAAUAUAACAUUUUCAGUUUUGUGCCAAUUGUAUUAUUCCAACAGUUCAAAUUCUUCUUGAAUUUAUAUUUCCUUCUGAUGGCGUGCUCUCAAUUCAUUCCUGCAAUACAAAUUGGUGCGCCAAUCACAUAUUGGGGACCACUUGGAUUCGUUCUGACAAUAACUCUGAUUCGUGAAGCUUUUGAUGAUUUCGUUCGAUAUCUCAGAGAUCGAGAUCUCAAUUCGGAAAAAUAUGAGAAAUUGACUCGAGAUGGAACACGUGUUGAAAUUCGUUCAGCUGAUAUUGAAGUUGGAGAUGUUAUCAUAAUGCACAAAGAUCGUCGUGUACCUGCUGACGUUGUAUUGCUUCGAACGACAGAUAAAUCCGGUGCUUGCUUCAUUCGAACUGACCAAUUAGAUGGUGAAACCGACUGGAAACUGAGAAUCCCCAUUCCGUACACACAACAUUUGCCGAAUGAAGCUGACAUUAUGGAAUUGAAUUGUGAAGUUUAUGCUGAAAAACCACAGAAAGAUAUUCAUGCAUUUGUUGGAACAAUGAAAAUCACUGUCGACGACAGCGUUCAAGAUGGAUCCCUGAACGUUGAGAAUGUUCUUUGGGCAAAUACAGUCGUCGCUUCUGGAACAGCUGUUGGAAUUGUUGUAUACACUGGAAGAGAAACAAGAUCUGUGAUGAACACGACAUUACCAGAAAGCAAAGUUGGAUUGCUCGAUUUGGAGGUUAACAAUUUGACAAAAUUGUUGUUUAUCUUCGUACUGAUGCUCUCUACCGUCAUGGUUAUUAUGAAAGGUCUCGACAAUCUUUGGUAUCGUUAUCUGAUGCGUUUCAUCCUCCUCUUCUCCUACAUUAUUCCAAUUUCCCUUCGUGUCAACUUGGAUAUGGCUAAACUGUUCUACUCAUGGCAAAUCGGACGAGACAAACACAUUCCAGAAACAGUGAUUCGAUCAUCAACAAUUCCAGAAGAAUUGGGACGAAUCUCAUUUCUUUUAUCGGAUAAGACUGGAACACUGACAAAAAAUGAAAUGCAUUUUAAGAAGAUUCAUUUGGGAACUGUUGCUUUCAGUAGUGAUGCAUUUGAAGAAGUUGGACAACAUGUGAAAAGUGCUUAUGCUGGAAGAUUGGCUAAACAUUCCUUCUCUGCCAAACUACAAAAUGCCGUCGAAGCGAUUGCUCUCUGUCACAAUGUCACACCAAUUUUCGAGAACGGAGAGACUUCUUAUCAAGCUGCUAGUCCUGAUGAGGUUGCUCUUGUAAAAUGGACUGAAACUGUUGGUGUCCGUCUGGCGAAUCGUGAUCUUCAUGCAAUGUCUUUGAGUGUUCAACUUCCAAAUGGACAAACUCUCAUGAAACAAUUCCAAAUUCUCCACGUUUUUCCAUUCACUUCUGAAACGAAAAGAAUGGGAAUUAUUGUGAAAGAUGAGACAACCGACGAAGUAACUCUUUUGAUGAAAGGAGCUGAUACUGUGAUGUCUGGAAUGGUACAAUAUAAUGAUUGGUUGGAUGAGGAAUGCUCAAAUAUGGCGAGAGAGGGAUUGAGAACACUUGUUGUUGCACGGAAACCACUUUCAACUGCUGAACUGGAAGCAUUCGACAGAGCUUAUCACGCGGCGAAAAUGUCGAUUUCGGAUAGAUCUCAAAAUAUGGCGAAUGUGGUCAAUAGAAUGCUGGAAAGAGACUUACAGUUGCUUUGUUUGACUGGUGUUGAGGAUAGACUUCAGGAUCAGGUGACAACCUCUCUCGAACUGCUUCGUAAUGCUGGAAUCAAGAUAUGGAUGUUGACUGGAGACAAGUUGGAAACUGCUAUUUGUAUCGCUAAAUCGUCUGGACUUUUCUCCCGAUCUGACAAUAUCCACGUAUUCGGAAACGUUCACAAUCGAACUGAUGCCCACAAUGAAUUGAAUAAUUUGAGACGAAAAACAGAUGUUGCGUUGGUUAUGCCUGGAAGUGCUCUGAAUGUUUGUCUUCAAUAUUACGAAGCUGAAGUUGCUGAAUUGGUUUGUGCGUGUACUGCAGUGGUUUGUUGUCGAUGCUCACCAGAACAGAAGGCUCAGAUAGUCCAAUUGUUGAGGAAGUACAGAGCUCCGUUAAGAGUUGCAGCUAUUGGUGAUGGAGGUAACGAUGUAUCGAUGAUUCAAGCCGCUCAUGCUGGAAUUGGAAUAGAUGCCAAUGAAGGAAAACAAGCAUCUCUUGCUGCGGAUUUCUCGAUCACUCAAUUCUCUCAUGUCUGUCGUCUCCUGUUGGUUCAUGGAAGAUUCUGCUACAAACGAUCGUGUGCUCUAUCCCAAUUCGUGAUGCAUCGCGGUUUGAUAAUCUCAACAAUGCAAGCAAUCUUCUCGUGUGUCUUCUACUUUGCAUCAGUUUCUCUUUAUCAAGGUGUUCUUAUGGUUGCUUAUUCAACAUGUUAUACAAUGCUUCCCGUCUUCUCGCUAGUCGUUGAUCGUGAUGUCACUGCCACAAAUGCUCUUACAUAUCCUGAAUUAUAUAAAGAACUGGGCAAAGGAAGAUCACUUUCUUAUAAAACUUUCUGCAUCUGGGUCCUCAUUUCGCUUUAUCAAGGUGCCGUAAUCAUGUACGGUGCUCUUCUGGUAUUCGACGCUGACUUCAUUCAUGUCGUAUCGAUCUCAUUCUCUGCUUUGAUUGUUACUGAAUUAAUUAUGGUUGCAAUGACAGUACAUACGUGGCACUGGGCUAUGCUUCUCGCACAGGCUCUCUCGCUGGGACUCUAUAUGAUCUCACUCAUCCUAUUCGACCAAUAUUUCGAUCGACAAUUCGUCCUUUCAUGGGUUUUCAUUUCAAAAACGACUGCAAUCACCGCUGUUUCAUGUCUCCCAUUAUAUAUUGUCAAGGCACUUCGACGCAAAUUCUCACCACCGAGUUAUGCGAAAGUCAAUUAA